AUAAAUCCCUGACUUGAACCAUGUCAAUGAGAAUGCUUGGAUCCCUGAAUUCUGGUGUGUUGUUAAUUCUUGUCAUGGUGACAACAUCACUAGCCCAAUCCAAUCCCUAUGUUCUUGACACAAACGGUGAACCCAUAGAAAGUGAUGAAGAAUAUUACAUAAGGCCAGCCAUAACAGACAAUGGAGGGCGUUUCACCUUGAUCAAUAGAAACGGGUCAUGCCCUUUGUACGUUGGUCUUGAAAACACCGAUUUGCCACAAGGCUUGCCAGUGAAGUUCACCCCAUUUAGCAAAAACGAAGAUGAAGAUGAAGAUGAUGUGAGGGUGAAUAGGGACUUUAGAGUGGCAUUUGAUGCUUCCUCAACAUGCGUGCAAUCCACUGAAUGGAGAUUGGGUGAGAAUGACACACGAAGUGGAAGAAGGCUAAUUAUCACUGGCCAAGACGAUGGAAGAGGAUCAUACGGUAACUAUUUUAGAAUUGUGCAAACACAAACCUCUGGUAUCUAUAAUAUUCGUUGGUGUCCCACAGAAGUUUGCCCCACUUGUAGAUUUAUUUGUGGAACUGCUGGGAUUUUGCGUGAGAAUGGAAGGAUUAUUUUGGCCUUGGAUGGGUCUCAGCUCCCAGUAAUCUUCCAGAAAAAAGAUUAA
Messenger RNA from Abrus precatorius (Indian licorice), 647 nucleotides. Its product is annotated as alpha-amylase/subtilisin inhibitor-like. Bases 21 to 647 code for a protein of 208 amino acids. The record is from RefSeq and is a predicted model, not a curated record. Gene Ontology annotation, molecular function: endopeptidase inhibitor activity. The transcript has a single exon. NCBI's taxonomy places the organism in Eukaryota, Viridiplantae, Streptophyta, Magnoliopsida, Fabales, Fabaceae.